Brassica oleracea var. oleracea is the source of this 2271-nucleotide messenger RNA. Its product is annotated as protein TIC 62, chloroplastic. Bases 85 to 2013 code for a protein of 642 amino acids. The record is from RefSeq and is a predicted model, not a curated record. The transcript is spliced from 15 exons. NCBI's taxonomy places the organism in Eukaryota, Viridiplantae, Streptophyta, Magnoliopsida, Brassicales, Brassicaceae.
UGUCCAUCCACAAGAUAAAAUUCAAUUAGAACAAAUUUCGAUUAACGUACAAGAAACAAAACUAACUCAGCUUCUUCUCUAGCAAUGGAAGGAACUAGUUUUCUCCGAGGGCAACCUCUAACAACAGCACCCUCCCUUCCCAGACAAAGGUUCCUUCUCCAAGGAUGGAAAAACAAUCGGAUUGUCAGGUUUUCUGGUUUGACGAAUCACUCCGAUUCUAUAAAGUCCAGGUCUUUCUUCGAUCUUAGCCUCAGAGCUUCAGACAAAGCUCCCAUAAAGGCAAGCUCUGCCGUAACAGAGGCAAACCCUACGAACUUAGAAUCAAAGGAACAAGACCUUGUCUUUGUAGCUGGUGCUACGGGUAAAGUUGGUUCUAGAACUGUGAGAGAGUUACUGAAGCUCGGAUUUCGAGUUAAAGCUGGAGUUCGAAGCGCUCAGAGAGCAUCAAGUCUUGUGCAAAGUGUUAAGGAUAUGAACACAGAUGAAGGAACUCAACCUGUAGAAAAGCUUGAGAUUGUUGAAUGUGACUUGGAGAAGAAAGACUCAAUACAGCCUGCAUUGGGGAAUGCAUCUGUGGUUAUAUGCUGUAUAGGUGCUAGCGAGAAAGAAAUAUCCGAUAUCACCGGUCCUUACAGGAUUGAUUAUUUGGCCACCAAAAACCUUGUUGAUGCUGCAACAUCUGCAAAAGUUAAUAACUUCAUCUUGGUGACAUCCUUAGGGACCAAUAAAUUUGGAUUUCCCGCUGCCAUUCUCAAUCUGUUCUGGGGAGUUCUUUGCUGGAAGAGAAAAGCUGAAGAAGCCUUGAUUGCAAGUGGUCUCAACUACGCAAUAGUUAGGCCUGGAGGAAUGGAGAGACCAACUGAUGCAUACAAGGAGACUCAUAAUCUCACUCUUGCUCUAGAUGAUACAUUGUUUGGUGGUCAGGUCUCAAAUCUCCAGGUUGCAGAAUUGCUAGCUUGUAUGGCUAAGAACCCUCAACUUUCUUGCUCUAAGAUUGUGGAAGUGGUUGCUGAAACAACUGCACCAUUAACCCCUAUUGAAAAGCUUCUUGAAAAGAUUCCUUCCAAACGUCCUUAUGUGCCUCCACCAAAGGAAUCAGUUCCAGCCAAAGAGGUAACACCAGUUCCUGCUGAGCCUGUCAAGCAAGAAUCAGUUGCAGCCAAAGAGGUAACACCAGUCCUUACUGAGCCUGUCACUAAAGAACCAACAGCUCCCAAGGAGGAUAAAGCACCUGCAGAAGUGAAAGAUGUUAAGCCUAGGCCGCUGUCUCCUUAUGCCGCCUAUGAAGACUUGAAACCUCCAACAUCUCCUAUUCCGGCCACAGCACUUGGUGCCACCAAAGCUAAGGAGGUGGAUGCAACUCAGGUUCCGGAGGUGGAAGAAACUCAGGUUCCUGUUGAGGCUAAUGCAGUUCCACCACCAGAAAGUCCUGUUGAGACCAGUGUCCCAGUAGUAGAAGAAGUGAAGCAAGUUGAGGAAAAGAAAGAGAGGCCUCUUUCUCCUUAUGCUAGCUAUGAGAAUCUAAAACCACCUUCAUCUCCCACUCCUAAAGCUUGUGGUAUCCAGAAGAGCGAUACUUUGGCGCCUGUUCCAACAGAUUCUGAUACUGGUGAAAGCUCAACAGUUGCAACAACUGUCACUGAGGAGGCAGAAGCACCACCAGCCAUACCAAAAAUGAGACCUCUUUCUCCUUAUGCAGCUUACGCAGACCUAAAACCACCAACCUCACCGACUCCUGCAUCAACUGGUCCCAAGAAAACAGCACCUGCAGAAGAAAUCUCAGAGGUACCUGGAGGCAAUGACGUGGUGGAAACAGUUGAUGGUAGUGUGAUCACGACUGAAUCUGCUUCUGUGCCAGAGGCGGAAACCGUUAACAGUGUGACAGACACUUCCCUUACCCCAGAAGAAAGUGCAGCUGAUCAGCCAAAGCCAAGGCCAUUGUCACCUUACACAAUGUAUGAGGACAUGAAGCCUCCAACAUCACCUCUUCCAUCUCCGGUCAUCAAUCAUUAGUUAUGUGUGAAAUGAUUUGCCCUUGAACCCUUGGAGCUUCUUCUUCUUUUUAGCUUCAGCUUCUUCUUUUUUUACAAAUGAGAGAAAGAUGGGGAAAUUCAGUUUUACAGGUAUGAAUCAGUGAGCUGAGUAAUACAAGAUUCAUCUUGCCUUCUGAGUUCUUCGUUUUUCUUCUGUUCAAAUACUCAUAUUUGAUAACCCAUUCUCAUUCAAACAACUUGAUAAUAUAUAUAUAUAUUCUGAGUCCACGUUUUCUUA